This is a messenger RNA of Myotis davidii, 615 nucleotides long. Its product is annotated as transmembrane 9 superfamily member 1-like. Gene Ontology annotation, biological process: protein localization to membrane. The transcript has a single exon. The annotation marks the transcript as partial. Lineage: Eukaryota; Metazoa; Chordata; Mammalia; Chiroptera; Vespertilionidae. The record is from RefSeq and is a predicted model, not a curated record. Gene Ontology annotation, cellular component: membrane.
GAACAGCUGCGCCAGGCCAUCGAGGAAUUGUACUAUUUUGAAUUUGUGGUGGACGACUUGCCACUUCGUGGCUUUGUGGGCUACAUGGAGGAGAGUGGCUUCCUGCCUCACAGCCACAAGGUAGGACUCUGGACCCAUUUGGAUUUUCACCUGGAAUUCCACGGAGAUCGAAUUACAUUUGCCAGUGUCUCCGUGCGGGACGUCAAGCCCCACAGUUUAGAUGGGUUAGGACCUGAUGAGUUCCUGGGCCUCACCCACACGUACAGUGUGCGCUGGUCUGAGACCUCAGUGGAGCGCCGGAGUGACAGGCGCCGUGGUGAUGAUGGUGGUUUCUUCCCCCGAACACUGGAAAUCCAUUGGUUAUCCAUCAUUAAUUCCAUGGUGCUUGUGUUUUUACUGGUGGGUUUUGUGGCUGUCAUUCUCAUGCGUGUGCUUCGGAAUGACCUGGCUCGGUACAACUUGGAUGAGGAGACAACCUCCGCAGGUUCUGGUGAUGACUUUGACCAAGGUGACAAUGGCUGGAAAAUCAUCCAUACAGAUGUCUUCCGUUUCCCUCCGUACCGUGGUCUGCUCUGCGCUGUGCUUGGUGUGGGUGCCCAGUUCCUGGCCCUUGGC